AUGAAGGUACACUGGUUCCGUAGUACUAUAUUUCAGAUUCUCGUAGUUGGCGGGGUGUUUUUCUGUGUGACAUGGCAGGGAAUGUACAAUGCCCUAAGUUCAUUGGGUGCUGGUGGCCUCGCUACACCAUGGUAUGCCAAUGCUACGGCUGCUGCUGGAUAUGUGUUCAUGGCGGUCCUCUGUAUAGUUGGUGGUAUUAUUGUCAGUAAGAUCGGUGUUCGAUGGGCUCUUCUGGUGAGUGUCACUGGUGAUAUCAUUUACGCUGGAAGUCUUUAUCUCAACUCAAAGAACGGGACGCAAUGGUUCUUGAUGUUCGGAAAGUUCAUCUUGUUAUGUCUGUCCUGCUUUACUUACAAUUACACCGCAGGUUCCAUCAUUUCCGGGAUGACUGAUGGUCUCAUGUAUUCGGUAGAAGGUCCCAUUAUCACUUCAUACCCCGAGGAAGACAGACGAGGGCGUAUGCUCGGUCUAUGGGUGUUCAUGCGCAAUGCCGCGCCCGUCAUCGGUGGAGCUAUCAUCUUUGGACUAAAUUCCAGCAUCAACUCGACCGGUGCAGUUUCUUUGAAAACAUACCUUGUCAUUAUUGGUAUCAUGUGCGCUGGGCCGUUCAUCGCUCUUUUGCUGUCAAAUCCCGAGCAGGUACAGCGGAAGGACGGCGUUAAGAUUGCGCUAAGGAAAACUGGGUGGAUCCAAACUUUCACUGAAUGGUUCCGUGUCGUCUCCAACAAACAUAUGCUACUUUUGUGUCCGCUUUUCUUUACGUCAUGGUUCUACGGUUCAUACAUUAGUACUUUGCAAACACAGUACUUCAAUGUCCGAACCAGAGCUCUCUGCGCAUUUGUCAUCCCUUGGGGUGACAUUUCUGGAGGCUUCAUGAUCGGAUAUUUCCUCGACAGCAAGCGUUUUACUGUCAAACAACGAGCGCGGUGGAGUUUCAUUGCCUUGAUGGUCCUGAACUUGGCUCUCUGGUUAUGGGCAGCCAUCGUUACUAAACAAUUGGAAGACACAAAGCCCGAAAUUGAUUGGACUUCAGGGUCUUUCUUUGGCCGGACCUUUGCGUUGUUCCUACUUUUUGAUCUAGCCACUAUGGCGACACAGACCAGUUUGUACUGGAUUAUUUCACAUAUGUCUGGCGAUUUUCUAUCUCUCUCGUAUAUGACGGGAACCCUUCGAGGUGUUGAAUGCGCGGGCCAAGCCGUCGCAUAUGGUAUUAAGUCGAGUGACACAACUGAUUGGCUAUCCAUUGGACUUAACGUUGGACUGAUUGUUUUUUCGUUACCAUUUGCAUGGGCAGUCAUCCGUAAGGUUGGCGUUGCCGAAUUCAACAUUAUUCGGAUCGCUGAAACUCAGGAUCGGGAAUCAGUAGUAGACUCAAAGAGUUUGUCUGAUGAUGAAAAAGAUAAUGUAUGA
Messenger RNA from Guyanagaster necrorhizus, 1410 nucleotides. Its product is annotated as MFS general substrate transporter. The record is from RefSeq and is a predicted model, not a curated record. The coding region runs from base 1 to 1410 and encodes 469 amino acids. Gene Ontology annotation, biological process: transmembrane transport. The transcript has 11 exons. Gene Ontology annotation, molecular function: transmembrane transporter activity. NCBI's taxonomy places the organism in Eukaryota, Fungi, Basidiomycota, Agaricomycetes, Agaricales, Physalacriaceae.